AUGCGCAUUAUACACUUGCUGAUGUGCUCCUUGUACAUCAUUGCGCUUGGUAUCUGUCUUGCACAUCCAAUAAUCGCCAACUCCAAUACCACAUUCAACGUUUCCAGCAUUUUAACAGAUUCGCUACAACUUGAAAAUGAAUACACUCUCCUUAAGCAAACUAGUGUUUAUUCGGAAUCCCCCAUAGGGGAAUACCAAAACAAGCCAAUUAAGCGAAUGAGGAUGAGCAGCUGUGAAGCCAUCACCAAGGCUCAAGUUGAACGCUUGAUCACAGAGUAUCCCAAUUUUAUUGUUACAUGCGAGAAGGAAAUGACACUCCUCUAUCCGUCUGAGAUCGACAACGCUUCCAUUCAGAGAAAGCUGACUUCUGUUCAGAAGAAGCUGAAAAUGUCCGAAGUUAUUCAGAAGUCACUUGGCAAGAUCCAAUUCACCGAAAUGAAAGUGAGUCUGAAGCAGGAAUUAGACUCUUUACAGAUCCUGUUGUCUUCGUGUAUUUAUCUUUCUAAUAAGAAUACUUCUGGAGCUCUAGAAUUCAAAUUCACCAUUGGUGCAGGUGGAGCAACCACUGGCGGAGUCACAGUUGGAGCACCCAUUCCAUUCUUCGGAAUUAAGUCAGCAUUGGGAAUAGGAACUUCUCUGUCGAGAAAAUUUGUAAUUGACCAUAGUUGUAACUUCGAUGGCUAUGGUGUACGGCCAGUUGUUACCUUAACUACCAUCGAGUGUCAUGUGAGAAGCAGGAUAUGGGAAAUUGGGCAAUUUCCUUCUAUCAGCUGGAAACAAUCUAAAUGGAACAACCAGAAACAAGCUGUUUUUACAGAUGAUGCUCCAAUCUUCUCUUGUCUUAGUGAAUUAUAUGUUCCUGGGGUAUGUCGGUGGCCAUCAGAUCGAGCACGAGAUGAAGAUGGCGAUGAAGUUAGAAUUAUUGAAGUUGGACAUUGA
Molecule: messenger RNA, 939 nt
Organism: Sungouiella intermedia
Lineage: Eukaryota; Fungi; Ascomycota; Pichiomycetes; Serinales; Metschnikowiaceae
Source: the annotation of a GenBank genome assembly